UUUUUUUUUUUUUUUGGAAGAACCCUAAUUUUCAUGGUUUCUCCUUUCCGUUGAUUUCUCCCCAAUCUAUAUUCCUCUAAUGGGUGCCGUAGUGAUCAAUCGAAAGCGCAGCGAAGAAUCCUUAAACUUGAGCCACCAAUCAAACGGCCCGAAUCUCCGACAUUCACCGUAUUUCCAAGCUUCGAAGAAACGAAGAUUCUCCUUUGGAAUCAUGUCUGACGAUUCCGGUAAGCCAUCUUCGUCUUCAAACCCAACAAUCUCGAGGAUUUCUAGGUACCCUGAUGCUAAAGCUCCUCUUAGACGAGAAAUUCACGCCCCUAGCAGAGCAAAUCUCAGAUACGGAUCAGCCAAAGCUAAGCCUAACGAUUAUUGCGACAAGGACGAGAUUACUCCGGGGAAUUUUUUCCUUCGCAGGUAUGAUAAUGCCAAGAGAACAGCUUUGGGUACUUUGAGAUUCUUUAAGAAAGAUAAAGAGUUGAUUGAUUUGGUCGAUGAGCCUGAGAAGGAAGCGGUUUCUGAUGAUUCAAGCGUUGAACUAGUUGAAGUUGUCGAUAGCGAUGAGGAGAAAUUGGUAGAGGAGGAGGAGGAGAAGAUGAAUCUCAAGCCUUCUACUUCUUCUUCUGAUGUUAGAAAUGGGAACAACGCCUUAAGAGUUGAUGACACUAGUACGAUGAUGGAUUCGUUGUCUUUAGGUAGAGAAAUGACUACAGAUGAUGCUUCGAGCCUCGAAGCCUAUAAAAAGCUUCUGCAAAGUGCUGAGAGGCGGAAUCCGAAGUUGGAAGCUUUGAGUUUUGAGAUUCUCUUGAAUGAGAACCGGUUGUCGCAUCUGCGCCAGUCUCGCCCAAAGCCUGUGGAAAAAAAACAUGUUGAGAAGGUGCCUCAUGAACCUUUUAUACCUCUCACAGAGGAGGAAGAGGCAGAAGUCUACCGUGUUUUCAGAAGGAAGGUCAUGGCUACUCAUGAAAGCUCGAACAUUGAUAUUACUGGAGAAGUUCUACAAUGCCUUACACCAUCUUCAUGGCUAAAUGACGAGGUUAUCAAUGUCUACCUUGAACUACUCAAAGAAAGAGAAACUAGAGAGCCCAAGAAGUACUUGAAGUGUCAUUUCUUCAAUACCUUUUUCUACAAAAAGCUCGUAAGCGACUCCGGUUAUAAUUAUAAUGCUGUCAGGAGAUGGACUACGCAGAGAAAGUUAGGAUAUGCCCUUAUUGACUGUGACAUGAUAUUUGUUCCCAUUCACAGGGGUGUGCAUUGGACUUUGGCAGUUAUUAACAACAGGGAUCACAAGUUCCUGUAUCUCGAUUCACUAAACGGAGUUGAUUCUAGGAUCUUAAAUGCUCUGGCAAAAUACUUGACCGACGAAGCUAAGGAAAAAAGUGGAAAAAACAUUGAUGUUACUUCGUGGGACAUGGAAUUUGUUGAAGACCUUCCCCAACAACAAAAUGGGUAUGACUGUGGAAUGUUUAUGCUUAAGUACAUCGACUUUUUCAGUAGAGGCCUGGGGCUAUGUUUCAACCAGGAACACAUGCCAUACUUCCGGCUAAGAACGGCUAAAGAGAUUCUGAGACUACGAGCUAACUAAAGCUGCUUGGGCUGUGUUUAUUUUUCGUAACCGAAGAUAUAUAUAGUAAUGAAAACCUGAUCUUCGUGGGACUGUAUUUUACACGAGUUGUUCAGUCAAACCGGUACGACCGCAGUUAAGAGCAAAAAUUAGAAGUUAAGCCGGUUCAAUUUUUUUGUUCUUCUGUUAACCGUAGCCAGUUCCACAAUCAACUAUUAUAAGUUUAUAACAGAUAACGUCUUUGAAAGCAAAGGUUUUCAUUAUAGAAACGAUCUGCUCUAUACAUUGUACACAAAUGAUACAAAU
Molecule: messenger RNA, 1867 nt
Organism: Eutrema salsugineum
Lineage: Eukaryota; Viridiplantae; Streptophyta; Magnoliopsida; Brassicales; Brassicaceae
Product: ubiquitin-like-specific protease ESD4
Exons: 9
Coding region: 80-1582 (500 amino acids)
Biological process (GO): protein desumoylation
Cellular component (GO): nucleus
Molecular function (GO): deSUMOylase activity
Source: RefSeq, a predicted model, not a curated record